Cajanus cajan (pigeon pea) is the source of this 3063-nucleotide messenger RNA. The record is from RefSeq and is a predicted model, not a curated record. Lineage: Eukaryota; Viridiplantae; Streptophyta; Magnoliopsida; Fabales; Fabaceae.
AUGGCAGACCCCUCUGACGCCAUUUCCAAACUUGACAAAAAAAUUGAACAAAUCCUCCUUGCCCAGGCUAAUUUUUCCAACACUUUACAUGACAUUGCUUCCCGCACGUCCCUUUUGGAAUCCAAACCAUCUCCCCCACCACCAUUUGCAAACCACACCUCUCCUCGACCCAUAAAAUUUGACUUACCCUCCUUCAACGGGGAUGAUGCUCUGGGCUGGAUCUUCAAAAUUAUCCAGUUCUUCGAGUUUCAUCAAACCCCUCCGGAGCAACGCACUCAAAUCUCUUCCUUCUAUCUUGAAGGACCAGCACUGGCAUGGUACCAAUGGAUGCACAACAAUGGUCUCCUCACCUUUUGGGACGCCUUCCUUCGUGCCUUAGAGCUCCGUUUUGCCCCCUCCAAGUUCGAAGACCCCAUUGUUGCACUCUGUAAGUUGUCUCAGACCCAAUUACUUCAAGAUUACAUCAUUGAGUUCGAAUCCAUUGCCAAUCGCAUCUCCGGCUACCCAGCUAGUUUCUACCUUAGUUGCUUCAUUUCUGGGUUGAAACCACAUCUCCGUCGGGAGGUUACAGCUCUACAACCCACCGACAUGCCUCAGGCGGUGGCUUUUGCCAAGCUUCAUGACGAUAAGUCCCACCCCUCUGACGCCAUUUCCAAACUUGACAAAAAAAUUGAACAAAUCCUCCUCGCCCAGGCUAAUUUUUCCAACACUUUACAUGACAUUGCUUCCCGCACGUCCCUUUUGGAAUCCAAACCAUCUUCCCCACCACCAUUUGCAAACCACACCUCUCCUCGACCCAUAAAAUUUGACUUACCCUCCUUCAACGGGGAUGAUGCUCUGGACUGGAUCUUCAAAAUUACCCAGUUCUUCGAGUUUCAUCAAACCCCACCGGAGCAACACACUCAAAUCUCUUCCUUCUAUCUUGAAGGACCAGCACUGGCAUGGUACCAAUGGAUGCACAACAAUGGUCUCCUCACCUCUUGGGACGCCUUCCUUCGUGCCUUGGAGCUCCGUUUUGCCCCCUCCAAGUUCGAAGACCCCAUUGCUGCACUCUGUAAGUUGUCUCAGACCCAAUUACUUCAAGAUUACAUCACUGAGUUCGAAUCCAUUGCCAAUCGCAUCUCCGGCUACCCAGCUAGUUUCUACCUUAGUUGCUUCAUUUCUGGGUUGAAACCACAUCUCCGUCGGGAGAUUCUCCAAACCAUCCCUGCCACUAACCGCAUCCACCCCACCCAAACCGCUUCCCCCCUCCUUCCUACCCCCUCCACCAAAAUACCCAUCAAACGACUCAUUGAGGCCGAAAUGCAGGAUCGUAGGGACAAGAACCUUUGUUACAACUGCGAUGAAAGGUACACCAGGGACCACCGUUGCAAAUCACAAUUUCUCUUACUCGUUGUCCCUGCGGCUGACGACAUCUCUGAUAGUCUUCCAGAGCAGGAAUCCCAACCCCCUGAUGACCCUUCACUUGAAGCGGGUCUGAUCAGUCUCCACUCUCUUUCGGGUCAAUGGACUCCACAGACUUUUCGGAUCACCGGGUCACUUAAAGGGUACGAGGUCCAUAUUAUGGUGGAUAGCGGGGCAACACACAAUUUCAUUCAAUCCAAAGUGGCCCACUUCCUUAACCUUCCCCUCGAGCCCACUUCGAGUCCACUAAAGGUCAUGGUAGGUAAUGGAGACUUCCUACCGUGUACAACUUAUUGUCCUCAAGCCCAAAUUACUCUUGCAUCUCUGAAAUUUCCCAUUGAUCUAUACCCCUUAGACCUCUCUGGUACAGAUAUUGUGUUAGGAGUGCAAUGGCUUACACAAAUAAGCCCAUUUAUUAUGGACUACAAUGGGCCCUUUAUGCGGUUCAUGUGGGAAGGCAACAUGGUCGAACUAAAGGGAGAACAUAGCUCCAGCCCCAUCCCAAUCACUGCCCACCAGUUACGACGCUUACAUCAUACAAACCGUGUUGAAGCUCUUUUCCAACUAAUACUAGAGCCUUUUUCACCAACACUACCCUUACCCCCUCAAACUCAACAGCCACAAACAAAUUCCACCAUUCCUUCCAUUGCCCCCCCAUUCCAAUCAUUACUCACAAAAUAUUCCACCUUAUUCACCACCCCUACAUCCCUUCCACCCUCGCGAAGCACAGACCAUUCCAUUCCCCUACUGCCCAAUACCCCUCCCAUUUCAGUUCGACCAUACUGCUAUCCUCAUUUCCAAAAACAGGAAAUCGAGACACAAGUUGCAAAGAUGCUUGAAUCUGGGUUUAUCACUCCCAAUACCAGUCCAUUCUCAUCUCCGAUGCUCUUAGUCAAAAAGAAGGACGGCACAUGGCGAUUUUGCGUGGACUAUCGUGCUCAAAACGCCGCCACUGUCAAGGACAAAUUCCCCAUCCCAACCGUUGAUGAAUUGUUGGACGAACUCGGUCAUGCUUCAUGGUUUUCCAAGCUUGAUCUCUUCUCAGGAUUUCAUCAGAUAUUGAUGGUGCCUUCGGAUUCAAAGAAAACAACGUUCAGAACCCAUAACGGCCAUUUCGAGUUCAAGGUUAUGCCCUUUGGGUUGUGUAAUGCUCCAUCCACAUUCCAAGCUACCAUGAACGACCUGUUCCGGCCACAUUUACGACGUUUCAUCAUUGUUUUUUUUGAUGACAUACUCGUCUACAGUCCCACAUUGGAGUCUCAUCUCAGCCACCUAGAAACAACUUUCCAACUUCUGCUUGCAAACUGUUUUCACCUCAACGGCUCCAAAUGUUCAAUUGGCCAGCAAUCCAUUCAUUAUUUGGGUCACAUUGUAUCUCAUAAAGGAGUGCAACCUGACCCUUCUAAAACUCAAGAAGUGCUCGAAUGGCCAACUCCAACCUCACUCAAAUCCCUUCGAGGCUUCCUGGGGCUUACAGGUUUUUAUAGACGCUUCGUGGCAGGUUAUGCGUCUAUCGCUUCUGCUUUAACUGAUUUAUUAAAGAAAGAUAAUUUUCAUUGGUCUGAUUCUGCUUCUGUUGCAUUUACCUCUCUCAAAACUGCUUUAACCAAGGCUCCAGCUCUAGCUUUGCCUCGUUUUGAUUGUGUAUUCACAGUGUAG